Molecule: messenger RNA, 1581 nt
Organism: Rhineura floridana
Lineage: Eukaryota; Metazoa; Chordata; Lepidosauria; Squamata; Rhineuridae
Gene: SYT10
Product: synaptotagmin 10
Exons: 7
Coding region: 1-1548 (515 amino acids)
Biological process (GO): regulation of dopamine secretion; calcium-ion regulated exocytosis; regulation of calcium ion-dependent exocytosis
Cellular component (GO): membrane
Molecular function (GO): calcium ion binding; syntaxin binding; calcium-dependent phospholipid binding
Source: RefSeq, a predicted model, not a curated record
AUGGGGAGCUUGUGCCACAAGGCUUUGCAGAUCAUCUCCGAGCUGUGCCUGGGAGGGCAAGUGGAGUUGGAGAAAUGCUCGGGCAUCUUCCCGCUGGAGACCACCAACCAAGGUAUAAGCCGCGCAGACAUCUCCGUCAGCCUGCUCGCAGUCGUCGUCAGCUUCUGUGGGCUUGCCUUGCUCUUAGUCUCACUCUUUGUCUUCUGGAAGUUGUGUUGGCCAUGCUGGAGGAGCAAACCAAUGACAACAAACACUACGAGCGUCCCUCAAAGCACCUCCAGUGCUCCCACUGAGGUUCUGGAAACAAAUGAGAAAAAGGAAAUGAUUAAAGAAAACGGGAAGCCUUCCACAAAAAUCCUGGAGGCGGCAAUGAAAAUUAGCCACACUUCACCUGAUAUUCCAGCAGAGGUCCAGAACGCGCUGAAAGAACAUCUAAUUAAGCAUGCACGUAUGCAAAGGCAGAUCACCGAGCCUACAUCCUCAUCAAGGCACAAUUCUUUCAGGAGACAUUUGCCAAGGCAAAUGCAGGUGUCCAGCAUUGAUUUCAACAUGGGGACAGAUCCUGUUUUACAAAGGGGGGAGACAACAACCAGCAUUGGACGGAUAAAACCUGAACUUUAUAAACAGAAGUCUGUUGAUUCAGACGGAAAGAAAGAGGAUGUGAAAACUUGUGGGAAACUUAACUUUACUCUUAAGUAUGAUUAUGAAAAUGAACUGCUUUUGGUCACCAUUGUCAAAGCCUUGGAUCUACCAGCUAAAGACUUCACUGGUACAUCAGAUCCCUAUGUGAAAAUCUACCUUCUUCCAGACAGGAAAAAGAAGUUUCAGACACGGGUUCAUAGAAAGACGUUAAACCCUGUCUUCGAUGAAACCUUUCAGUUUCCUGUAGCCUAUGAUCAGCUUUGCAACAGGAAACUACAUUUCAGUGUGUAUGAUUUUGACAGAUUUUCUAGACAUGAUAUGAUUGGAGAAGUUAUUCUGGAUAACUUUUUUGAAGUAUCUGAUCUCUCUAGAGAGGCCACAGUAUGGAAAGACAUUCAUUGUGCCACUACAGAAAGUAUAGAUUUGGGGGAGAUUAUGUUUUCCCUUUGUUAUUUGCCUACAGCAGGGAGGAUGACCCUCACAGUCAUCAAAUGCAGAAAUCUCAAAGCUAUGGACAUCACUGGCUCAUCAGAUCCAUAUGUCAAAGUGUCCCUGAUGUGUGACGGUCGGAGACUGAAAAAGAGAAAAACAACUACAAAGAAAAACACUCUCAAUCCAGUAUACAGCGAGGCCAUUGUUUUUGACAUCCCCCCUGAGAAUGUGGACCAAGUCAGCCUCUCCAUUGCUGUUAUGGAUUAUGACCGAGUAGGACACAAUGAGGUGAUUGGGGUAUGUAGAACUGGACUUGAUGCAGAAGGACUCGGAAGGGACCACUGGAAUGAAAUGCUGGCAUAUCCCCGCAAGCCUAUAACCCACUGGCAUCCCUUAGUAGAGUUGCCAGGCCGAGCAACCAGUUUUGACAGUCAAGGGUCUUGUUCAUCACCAAAACCACCACUUACUCCCUAGACUAUAUAGUGGAUUCCCAAGGACCCGCUCAAU